AUGGACGCUUUGAGUAAAGAUAGCCUUGCGGUCCGUCUAUUUGGAAAUUCAAAUGUUGUAUUUUCUACGGGCGACCUCUGGAAACAUCAACGCAAGGCUAUGAAUCCAGUUUUUCACCGCACAGUUCCUGUGGAUCUAUUUGGACGCAUGAUUCCCGAUAUCUUUAAAUUGAUUGAAAAGACUGAUGGAAACGUCUUGGUAGACAGCUUUCUACAAAAGAUCACUUUUGACGCUUUGGGCAGAGCCUUAUUUGGAUUUGAUUUUAAAACAAUGGGUGACGAUGAUUCUGAGUGGAUAGCAGCAUACAACGAUGCAAUGUCAGGAAUAACUGCUCCUAUCCUUCAGGUUGCUACUUCUUAUGAGCGUAUUCUUCGCCAUUUCUACCCUCAUUAUGACAAGGCAUCCAAGGGUAUAGACAAGCUCAACAAGCUUAUUCUUGAUAUGGUGGAUGAAAAAAAGAAAAAGAUUGAGGAAUCAAAAGGCCAGCCUGAUGCUGGUCACGAAAAGGAUUUCUUGACACUUAUCCUCGAAGCUGAAAUGAAAGAAAAUGCAAUAAGUGACCCCGAUGAUUUACGAGUAAGCAAAACCAAGUGUCUAUCUGGCCACCUGUCCACCGCAAGCUCUAUCGCAUUCUGUAUUUAUCACAUGGCCAUUAACAAGGCAAGUCUUAAAGAUAUACAAAAUAAAGCACGCAGGGAAGCAUUAGAUAUUCUCGGGGAUGAUGAUUCUAUGGUUCCUCCAACUGUUGCUGAGUGCAAGCGUGUCAACUAUAUCAAUAUGCUUGUGAAAGAGGUUUUGCGCUUAUGCUCUCCAUUUGGUGCAAUUCUUGAACGCAUGACAGCCGAAGAUGUCACUCUGUCUGGGGCAUUUAUUCCAAAGGGCACACUUGUAAGUGUGGACAUCGAGGCUUUGCACAAGAACCCAGCCAUUUGGAAGAACCCGACUGUUUUUGAUCCCGAGCGAUUCAGAAAAGGAGGUGAAUAUGACCAGCACAAAGGUAUUACGUGGGCGCCUUUCAGUGAUGGAAACCGAAAGUGUCUUGGUGUCAAUUUCAGUAUGGCAGAGCAGCAAGUUGUUUUGCUUAUGUUGUUGAAACAUUAUGAAUGGGACCUACCCGAGAACUCGAUUCACAAAAAUGGAAUUGUUUAUGAUAGUAUCUUUUCCUUCACACCAAAGUCACUGUCUAUCAAAUUCCACAAACGACACUAG
Messenger RNA from Phycomyces blakesleeanus NRRL 1555(-), 1209 nucleotides. RefSeq names its product CYP509 protein. Gene Ontology annotation, molecular function: heme binding; oxidoreductase activity, acting on paired donors, with incorporation or reduction of molecular oxygen; monooxygenase activity. Lineage: Eukaryota; Fungi; Mucoromycota; Mucoromycetes; Mucorales; Phycomycetaceae. Bases 1 to 1209 code for a protein of 402 amino acids. The transcript is spliced from 7 exons. The record is from RefSeq and is a predicted model, not a curated record.